GUUCCCCAGCAGAGAAGAGCGGUUGUGGAAUCUCUGAGCUCUUGGAGCUCUUUCGAGCAGGGACACUCUUCUUGUAUCAUAGAAACCAAGCAAUCUUUAAACAUGAGCAUCUUGCAUUGAUCAGUUGCCCGUCUUUUCUUGGACGUUACAAACGGCGUCAUUAUGGUCACGAACAGCACCGCACUCAGUGCCAGGAGCCAUCAUGCUGCUGCAAUUCUCAGCUCACAGCGUUCUGAGACACAAGCGGAAUCUCAGAAGCCAUUCGUCUCUGCAAAGCUGCGGCUGCAUUCAUCCAUGUUCGCAGAAAUGUGGUGUGGAGUCAUUCCUGCUGGCAGGAGAAGACCUUGCAAGUCUGAGAGAUCUACUUCCCUGGGGUCCUGCCGCAAGCAACCAAGCAACAUGACAAGACAGUGCCAGCAGCUGUGGGGAGGCAGAGGGCAGAAGAGUCGCGUCGGGCGCCUCCAGAUGGGGAAGGAUGAUUACUAUCUGGUGGACGCCGAUUUAUCGUAUGGCGACGGCUUCAGCUUUGCGGGGGGUAUGUACUCCCAAGAACCGGGGCCCUAUGAGGAGUGGCAGGAGAGGGGCAAGAUUGUUGAGGCGUACGCUCUAAGAGGGGCUAAAGGAGAAGUGAAGGACCCCAUCUUUGGGCUCAAGAUGGGGGAGAACUCGCAGACAGGAGAGUCUGGCCUCAGAUGGUUCUAUGUUGAAGAGGGAGAGGAAAGCGCCCCCCCCGUCGUGCUGCUGCAUGGGGUGCCGUCACAGGCAUACUCCUAUCGAAAGGUGCUACCUAUUCUGGCAGAGGCAGGGUAUCGGGUCAUCGCACCCGACUGGCUAGGUUUUGGCUUCUCCGACAAGCCCCAGCCCGGCCCCAGCUUUAGCUACGGCCUGGAUGAGUACCAGAAAGCACUCGGCAGCUUCUUGGACGCCCUGAGCCUGGAGAAAGUCACCCUUGUGGCGCAGGGCCACCUCGCCCCCGCGGCCAUUCGAUGGGCGACAUCUAACCCCGACCGGGUUGAGCGUCUGGUCCUGUUGAACGCCCCGGUGACAAGCCAACACGCCAAGCUACCGGGCGCCCUCUCGACCUUCUCUACCUUCUUACUAGGCGAGGUCUUCGCUCAGGACCCGAUCAAGGCGAGCGACAGCACGCUCAACAGCUGCGGGCCGUACGUUUUGGACGAGCAGGACGCCAUGGUGUACCGGCGUCCGUACCUGACAGCUGGCAUGGCGGGAUUCGCGCUGACAGCUGUCACGCGCGCGCUCAACAAGGAGCUCAAGGGCGCCAUCGAAGUUUGUCAAAAGGAACUGGCCCGGUGGUCUGUCCCGACCACCUUAAUGUGGGGCCGUAAGGACUACUGGCUCAAGUUCGACGGCGUGCAAGAGUUUGCGCGAUCGGCAAACGUGCCGCUCGUCGAGUUGGAUCAGGUGGGCCAUCACGCCCAAGAAGAUUACGGCGAGGUUGUCGGUGAAGCGUUGCGGAUGGAGUUGCGGCGUCAGGCUUAGCGAAUCAAAGUAAACUGACCGAGACAGCUAGGUUCACUUGUGUUUGUAGUGUCCCCGUGUCUCAUGUCGGACUCACCGGCCAGUUGUUGUAGGCCGGGCGCGUUGACUUCAAGAGGCUUUCAACUCUUGAUUUUCAGGCCGCGAAACUAACAUUCAAGCUUGCAUGAACGAGUCCGCUUCCAACCUAGUUUAGAUGUUCACCAAGUUAUGCAUGCCAAAAGAUGUUCCGACU
Molecule: messenger RNA, 1732 nt
Organism: Klebsormidium nitens
Lineage: Eukaryota; Viridiplantae; Streptophyta; Klebsormidiophyceae; Klebsormidiales; Klebsormidiaceae
Source: the annotation of a GenBank genome assembly